UGUAAAUGAUUAAUACACUUUAAAGAUUAUUUGUGAUUUAAUAAUCACAAAUAAUUUGUAAUACUUAAUACAAAUAUUCUUUGUAUCCUAGUCUAUUAGAACAAUAGGAAAAAGCUAUGAGAAAUUGUGAAAAAUAAAACUAUUUUCAUCAUGAAGCUUUUUUGUUUUGGUCUCUUGAUAUCAUUUAGUAGUUUAUUUUUAAAAGGAAUCAACAGUGAAAGACUUCAUGAACAGAUUUAUUCUUCUAUCGAAGGUAGUGCGGCGUGUUUUAGAAGACUCAAUGGAACCCAUCAAGCUGGAUGUUCAUCAUCUUUCAAUGGCGCUGUCGGCGUAGUGCACAUGGUUCGUGAUAUUUCGCAUGCCCAGUGGGUGGUUUACAAUGCAACCGCUGGCCCAUACAUGCCUGUUGUCAGUACAUCAGUCUUCAACAUUGUAAUUGAACUAUUACUUGAGGAACCCUCAAACAUUGCUGGUAUUCUGGUGUUCCAUAAUGCCACAGCCAGACCAUCUUCGUUCAGUCAUGAACUGAAAUGUCCAAAUGAAUAUUACAAUACAAAAGAGAGCAAAUGUCCAUCCUCUAAUGGCUUGGUGUGGAAUGAAAUUGGUACUGGACUGUUGAGAAGAGACAUCCCAUACCCAAUAUUCUAUUUACCUAAUUCUAAAAUAGAUGUCAUAAAUCAAAUAGAACAAUGCUUUGAAAGAUUUAAUUUAGAUUUGAACAAUCAAAAGGGGAACCCCUUGUGUUCACUGCAGUUGAAUUCUUUCAUGUAUGCUGCAGUAAAUACUGUCACUUGUUUAAGAAGAUCCGCAUCAUCUGACAUUCUUACAGCAACAAAAGUUUGUGAUCCAUUAGGAGAUUAUAAUGUUUACUAUUCGUUAUUUCCACGAUCUAAGGAGACAGAACCUAAAACAAAACCUGUGACAUUAGUUACUGCAAGGAUUGACACUGCUUCUCUGUUUGAUGGUGUUGCUCCUGGUGCGGCUAGUUCAGUGAUUGGAUUGGUAGGACUUAUCACCACUGCUAGUGUCCUGUCUAAAAUGAUUCCCGUCAAUGAUUCCAAUCUUUACGACAACAAUGUUCUGUUCACUCUUUUCAAUGGCGAGUCGUACGACUACAUUGGAUCUCAGCGAGUCGCAUAUGAUAUAUCACAAGAAUCGUGGCCACCAUUACUGCCCUUGAACUCGGAACAAAUACCCUUGCACGUGGAGCUGGGACAAAUUGGAGGGUCCCUAAAAUUAUUCAAAAACAAUUCGUGGCCAAUGUAUGCCUACGCUCCAUACACCGAUCUACCAGCACAGAUUACGGAGUUCCUUGCGAAGUUUUCAAACUACUUGAAUGAAGUAAACAUGACAGUUACACCAAAAUUCACAAUGAAUUUACCGCCGUCGUCAGUGCACUCCUUUAGAAGGAUUCUUAAAAAUGCUACAGAAAGUGCUAAGCUGUCUGAAUUGUUACUUGUGGAUCAUGGUGACACAUUCACGAAUAAAUACUAUGAGUCAGUUCUCGAUGAUGAAGAAAAUAUUGGAUAUGUCUAUCACAACAUUAGUAUUGGCAGUGACGGGACAUUCGUAUCAACGGAGGCGUUGCUAGCGAAUGGUACGAUGAAGGCGUAUGAAGCGCAGGUGAAGUUGGCUCGGCUGGCGACCGCUCUCGCGCGCACUCUGUACCAAGAGGUCACGGGCAAACCCUACAGCGGUAACGUGUCGGCGUCAGCACAUAUGGUAGACGAGGUGCUGUAUUGCUUCUUAAGCAGCCAAGCGUGCCGAGUGCUAGCGGCGGCGGAUUACGGGGCGGGGUCGGCGGGGGCGGGGCCACCCGAGCGUCCCGCGCCGCUGUACGUGGGCGUGGCCGCGGCCGCCAGCCCCGCCGCGCUGUACGCGGGACACGCCCUCGCACUGCUAACGGGAGAUCACCUCACCGCAAACAAGACGGAGUGUGACGUUCUCGAUAAACCGGGAUACACAUACUAUUGGCUAAGAGGUUGGAAUCUCACCGGAGUCUGCAUACAGACAACAAUGAACUUCAGUGCUGCAGUCAGUCCGGCUUUUAUAAUAUCAGAUUAUGACAUGACGUCUGGCGUGUAUUCGAGCUGGACGGAGUCGGUAUGGCAGGCGAUGUGGGCGCGCGUGUUCGUGUCGGCGGGCGGGGGAGGGGCGCGCGCGGCGGGCGCGGCGGGGGCGGUCGUCACGCUGCUCGCCGCGCUCCUCACGUGGCGCCUCCAGAAGGACCCCGCCAUGUUCACCCUCGCCGAUAGACCAGCUAGCUCCGCGACUGGGAUACUCGGGACCGUAAACUGUUAAUAAGGAGGAGGGGGCAUCAAAUUCUUAUUGACAUAUUGGCAGUAAAAACAGUAAAUAAAAAUGUUGUUAACUUGAUUGAACAUUC
Messenger RNA from Aricia agestis (brown argus), 2386 nucleotides. RefSeq names its product nicastrin (gene Nct). Gene Ontology annotation, cellular component: membrane. Lineage: Eukaryota; Metazoa; Arthropoda; Insecta; Lepidoptera; Lycaenidae. The transcript has 15 exons. The coding region runs from base 151 to 2301 and encodes 716 amino acids. The record is from RefSeq and is a predicted model, not a curated record. Gene Ontology annotation, biological process: Notch receptor processing; protein processing.